GGAAAACCGAAAGUCUCUGAGGACAGACAGAGACACCUGCGAGCGUUGUGUUUGUCCCUGUAAAGCAUGGCGAGCACGUAUAGGGAUUCAGGCAGAGCAGGCCUGGAAAAUGAUGAGUUUGUGGAUAUACUGGAAGACAAGAAGCUCAGCAGUGAUCUUGGGCAUGCCUUCAGGACCUUCAGCCCAAACCCUUUCAAAGGAGCCCCGUCCUGCUCCGCGGCCGACCUCCACAAAGCCGUGCUGGAGUCCCAGUAUCUACGCUACAUGGCCAAGGAGAUUGCCAUGGAGACGGGGUCAUCGCUGGAGGAGGUGAGAGAGGAGGCUUGUGGGAUUUUGGAGGAAAUGUCCCAGAACCUGCAGAUGGGGUUCAUCCGGCUGAUGGCCUACAUGCUCACCAAGGUGUUGAAGAGACUCUUCACCCACAUCUACGUCAACAUGGAAGGACUCAACGCGCUCCAACAAGCUGUUCAGGAGAGUCCUGUGAUCCUGAUGCCCAAUCACAGGAGCUAUAUGGACUUCUUGGUUAUCUCCUACAUCCUGUUCACCUACGACAUCCCAGUGCCUGUUAUUGCUGCAGGAAUUCCUCUAGCAGGGAUGAAGAUGGUCGGAGAGAUGAUGCGUCGGUCGGGAGCUUUCUUUAUCCGACGUGCCAUCGGCUCUGACAAACUGUACUGGGCAGUGCUGUCAGAAUACGUCAAAACCAUUGUCAAAAAAGGAUUUGCACCUUUGGAGUUUUAUGUGGAAGGCCUGCGAAGUCGCACACUGAAGUCCCUGAAUCCUAAGUUAGGUAUGAUGCACAUGGUGCUGGAGCCCUUCUUUAAAGGUGAGGUGUAUGACAUCACAUUGAUCCCCAUCAGUAUCAGCUACGACCGAGUGCUGGAGGAGUCGCUGCUCGCCCACGAGUUACUGGGAGCCCCCAAACCCAAAGAAAGCACCACGGGUCUGCUGAAGGCUAGCAAAGUGCUCCAGGAAGAUUACGGCAGCAUGCACGUGAACUUUGGCCGUCCCAUGUCAGUCCGAGACUUGUGCCAGGGCAAGAUAAACCGCUGCCAGUACAACCUCAUACCUAGAGAUCUCCCUCAGCAGCCCAGUGCAGAGGCUCAGGCCUGUGUGAGCUGGCUGGCUCAUCUGAUGGUACGAAUCCAAGAGGAGGGCUCUCUGAUCAGCCCGUGGUCUCUGAUGGCCUCCCUCUUGCUCCAGGCUCCUACCACAGUCUUAACAGAGGAGGGCCUGCCGUGGCAUCAGCUCACAGAAAGAACCCUCUGGCUCAGGAAGCUGGCGCUGGACUUUGGGGCUCGCCUGAACUGGCCUGGACAAGUCCCUGACCUGGAUGUGAUGUCCUCCGCCGUGGCUCUUCAUCACUCCAUAGUUUGCCGUAAAGCGGGGCGUGUCUACCUGGUCCAGGAGGAAGAGCUUCAGAGGAAACAUCCCAUCAACCCAGAGGAGGAUAUGAUCAAGACGGCGGCGACGGUGCUGAUGCUGGCUUCCUACAGGAAUCAGUCCCUGCAUAUUUUUGUGCGUCCUGCCCUGCUCGCAACGGCAAUAAACGUCACAAAGACAGCGCAGAGAGACGACCUCUUCGCCUUCUUCUGCUUCCUACGAGACGUCUUGUCCAACGAAUUCAUCUUCAUCCCCGGAAAGUCGUCUCAGGAUUUUGAGGAGGCGUGCGUCCUCCUGAGGAAAUGUGGAGCCGUCCACAUCAGUGAAGAGGAAGUGACGGUGUCAGACGCGGUGGAGGUGCUGUCCUUCCUGCAGGCGCUGCUACAACCCUUCAUAGACUCUUAUCAGGUGAUGUUCAGGUACCUCUGUGAAGACGGAGUUCACGUGUUUGCCGAGAAACAGUUCCUCCCUGCUGUGCGAAACCUGGCUACAAAGCUCAUCCUCUCAGGUGAGCUUCACACCUAUGAAGCCCUUUCGUCCGACAUGCAGAAGAACCUUUUGUCGGCCCUGCGGAGGCUGGAGACUGUGACCAAGUUGAAGGCGUCGGAGCAGAAUGAAUACAGACUGAACAAGGAAGCUGUCAGAAGAAUCGAUGGCAUAUUUUCCGGGAAAAUCCCUCCCCGGAUGCUCCAGACUACACCUGACGCUAAACUUUAGCCUCCGUUGGAACUGUUCCAGCUCAACGUCCUGUUAACCCUUACUUGACCCUUUCCUCUUCUCCUUCCCUCCGUGCCUUUUAUAUGCAGCCGUCGGUAGAAUUGCUUCACCUUAACUCUGCAUCCUCCAUACCAGUGGUCAGACCUGACCCCGGCAGCGUUCCACUCUUGGAACGUUUGCUACCUCCCCCACUCUCUGUGUCCUUGUUGUCAUCAAUGACCGAAGAGAACGCUACAAAGACCUGAUAUGGUGACCCAAGGGCGACAGUAUUGCUGAUUUCGUUUGAAGUCUAUAAUCAGAGUUAGUUGAUGAUGAAGAACGGCAUACAUACUGUAUGACUGAUGCACUAGUGAUUCCUGUGGAUCAACAUACUGAACUAUAACUGUAUUUUAAUCAGUUGCAUUGUAUUAGUAUGUUUUUUGUCCUGUAGAUAUAUUGUUGAUUGACAAGACUGACAUGUCUAAAUGAGGAAAAUGAACAGUAUAGCACUAUAAAUUAAACUUGAUUGCUGGCAUAGUAAGUGUAAUUAUUAGAUAGUAAAAACCAAAUUAUGACAGUUGAUUGUAUAAACAUUACUGUACAAAUAAAAAAUCUUAGUACUGUACCAUUAACAAUGCCAAAUAUCGUAACCCAUUAAAUGUUUUGUUUUAGACUUUUAUUUUAAGUUGGUUACAUCUCAAUAAAU
Messenger RNA from Anoplopoma fimbria (sablefish), 2782 nucleotides. Its product is annotated as dihydroxyacetone phosphate acyltransferase-like. Gene Ontology annotation, biological process: ether lipid biosynthetic process. Gene Ontology annotation, molecular function: glycerone-phosphate O-acyltransferase activity. The record is from RefSeq and is a predicted model, not a curated record. Gene Ontology annotation, cellular component: peroxisomal membrane; mitochondrial membrane. NCBI's taxonomy places the organism in Eukaryota, Metazoa, Chordata, Actinopteri, Perciformes, Anoplopomatidae.